Miscanthus lutarioriparius is the source of this 1107-nucleotide messenger RNA. The record is from the annotation of a GenBank genome assembly. Lineage: Eukaryota; Viridiplantae; Streptophyta; Magnoliopsida; Poales; Poaceae.
AUGAAACUGCUAAAUGAGAUGAAGGAAAAAGAUUCUGAAAUGGCAAUUAAGUUCCAGACAGACAGUGAGGGUAGAAUCAAGUCAAUGUUGUGGUGCACAGGGAAGAAUAGAGCUGAUUAUAAUCACUUCGGUGACGUGGUAACAUUCGACACUACAUAUCGCACAAACUUAUACAACCUACCAUUUGGAUUAUUCAUUGGAGUUAACAAUCACUUCCAAUCAAUAAUAUUUGGAGGGGUUUUAUUGACAUCUGAAAAAACAGAGGACUUCGAAUGGGCCUUUUCAAAUUUCAUUCAAAUAAUGGAGGGAAAGGAGCCAAUAACAAUACUGACAGACCAAUGCCAAGCAAUGGUGGCUGCCAUAAAAACAACAAUGAAGAAGACGAGGCAUCGGUGGUGCCGGUGGCAUGUGCUGCGGAAUGCAAAACAGAAGCUUGGAGGCGCAUAUAGCAAGAAUGGGGGAUUCAAGAAAGAGUUUAACAAGUUGAUCACAGAAGAGAUGCAGAGAAAGAAAAGAAUUGGGGUGCCUAUCGAGAGACAUGCUGAAGCAAUUUAUACAAGGGCCAUGCAUGAAAAGUUCUACAAUGAGCUUUAUGAGUCAGGAGCGUAUGCAAUAAAGGACCGCGAAGGGGAGGACAGGCACGCACUAAAGGUGCUCGUUCAUCUGGACAAGACUGAAAUACCAAGAUAUAACAUCAAGCACAGAUGGACGAAGGAUGCGUGUCAAUCUCCAGACUCAAGUACAUCAGCAAAUGGCACAAUGGCAAUGUCAGAGACUACAGAUUACAUGCAAAAGAUGUUGCUCCUAAAGAGGGUAGUGGAGCUAGCUAAUAGUCGAACCACAUUGGGUGAGGGAGUAUUUUUUGAGGCAAUGCAAGCUAUGGAUAGAAUUAGCAGUUAUCGAGACACAAAAGACAACAGCAACAACAACAUGAAAGCACUUGGUAACAUAGACGGAGGAGGCGUUAUGCCGAUCGCAUGCCCACCACGCCCAUCAAGACAAGGGAGGCCACAAAAUACAAGCCUACACUCAUGGGAGGUUGAGCAGCACAAGAAGAAACUACAGGUUAUAGUGAAGGCAGGAGAGCAGAUAAAAGAGAACAGAUGA